AUGAGUCAACAAAAAAUGCAUGUUAUUAAGAUAGAAAAAGGAAAAACAAAUGAAUAUUACUCCGAAAUAGUCAAAAAAGGCGAUGAGACUAUUUUACUUCUUUAUGAAUCAGAUACAGCAAAAUUUGCAAAGUUUGAUUACGAUUUAAAGAAAACUUACGCAUCAAGUGGAUCAACAGUAAAUUCUUUGUAUUUGAUUACCCCAUUAACUGAUUUCAUUCUUGUUUUUGAUGGUCCAAAUGACAAAAAUAAUUUUCUUCAAAAAUUAACUGCAGUUUCAAUCAUCAAAAAAGAUAACGAUUACAUGGAAACAUUACAAGAACAAAUUGCACCAACAGUCAAAUUCUCAAUGCAUGGAAUUUAUUGA
Molecule: messenger RNA, 366 nt
Organism: Trichomonas vaginalis G3
Lineage: Eukaryota; Parabasalia; Trichomonadida; Trichomonadidae
Exons: 1
Coding region: 1-366 (121 amino acids)
Source: RefSeq, a predicted model, not a curated record